GUGUGGGUGUUUAUGUUUAGGAAAUGGAACAAUCUGUUUCAGGUCUGCUCUUCACCCUCGAUUCGUCCUGCUCUGAUUCGUCACUUCACCUCUCAAGCUCCGCCCUCACCGUCACCUUCACGGGUCACAUGAUCUCAUCACAUGACCGCAGCGAUCAGGGCUCCUGUCCGCUUCCUCAGGUGUGCGGCAGCGUGGGCGUGUCCAGAGGACAGUAUUACUGGGAGGUGGACGUCUGCAACAGCGCCAUCUACAGGAUCGGAGUGAUUUCAUCAUGUGAUGGGCGUGGCUGGUGGUUGGAGAGGCGUGACUCUGCGUUUCACGCUGUGUUUGACGGACGGCGUGAGCUCCUCCCCUCUGUGCCUCCUCAGCUGAAGACAGUGGGCGUGUUUCUAAAUGUGGGCGGGGCUUCGAUCACCUUCCACAAUCCGGUAACUCAAGAGUUUCUCGCCGCCGUCCCCUCCCACUUCAGUGUCCCCCUCCGUCCUGCUCUUCAACUGGGGCAGGGAAGACUGAAGCUCCGCCCCAGUCUGCCGCCGCCCAAUCACGUCUUUCUCAGCCACAGCUCUGCCUAUCGGGGUCCAGGAGGGGUGGGAAGUGUGCGCUGGAGGCGGGAUGUAACGUUUGGGUCGGUGAGUGCCGUGAUUCAGAAGUUUGAGGAGAUGUCGACCACGUCAGACUCGGAUUCUGGUCUCGUGUCCAGCGACCAAUAACAGUACAGAACGACCAAAACCUAGAGUACUUUCUACACGGACAGCAUCGUAAGGUGUGCUCCCUAGAUAGACAGGAAUUAUGCUGCCUUCUAAGAUCUCGUCUUUUGGACAAAAUAUAAGAAGCAUCACAUAUAUAUUCUUCUUGAAAGAGUUUGCAAAAUGCAAACAGCGCCACCUGUAGGGCAGAAGCUCUUGAAGAAAAAAACAAACAAAAUGUAACUCAAUUUUUACAACAAGCUCAUUUAUUGUCUUCUUGUGGUGAAUUUAUUUUUGUCUUAUAUGUUUGUAUUCAGUGGGACUAUAUUUUCUGUAUUAUAUUUAUUUAGUGAUUGCAAGAGAUUGUGUUUCCAAAAUGAUGCUCAUUAAACAAACACCUAAUUAAAAUACUGUACAAAAACCAAAAAUACUCACAGGAAAUAAAUACAAUUAUUUGGACAUAUUAAUUGCAUGAUCACAGUCAAACUGCCUGUUAACAUUUUUUUAUUUUAUUUUAUUUUAAAAGCUUAAAAAUAUUUCUGAAAUGCUGUAAGUAAUAUGUAAAUAAUAAAAACUGUUUAUUAUUA
Cyprinus carpio (common carp) is the source of this 1273-nucleotide messenger RNA. Its product is annotated as ret finger protein-like 4B. Lineage: Eukaryota; Metazoa; Chordata; Actinopteri; Cypriniformes; Cyprinidae. The record is from RefSeq and is a predicted model, not a curated record.